Oenanthe melanoleuca is the source of this 1857-nucleotide messenger RNA. RefSeq names its product proteasome 26S subunit, non-ATPase 13 (gene PSMD13). Gene Ontology annotation, molecular function: structural molecule activity. The transcript has 13 exons. The record is from RefSeq and is a predicted model, not a curated record. The coding region runs from base 148 to 1278 and encodes 376 amino acids. Gene Ontology annotation, cellular component: cytosol; proteasome regulatory particle, lid subcomplex; nucleus. Lineage: Eukaryota; Metazoa; Chordata; Aves; Passeriformes; Muscicapidae. Gene Ontology annotation, biological process: ubiquitin-dependent protein catabolic process.
CGCGGGGCAUUACGGUACCCGGCGUGCCCCGCGCGGCCGGAAGUGAGUGCGCACGGCGGGGACGGCGCGGCCUCCUCGCUGCGGUCCCGUCCGGCCCCGUCCCGGUCCCUGUCCCGGCCCCGGCUCCGUCCGGGCCCCGCCGCCGCCAUGAAGGACGUGCCGGGCUUCCUGCAGCAGAGCCAGAGCGCGGGGCCGGGCCAGGCCGCCGUGUGGCACCGCCUCGAGGAGCUCUACAACAAGAAGCUGUGGCACCAGCUCACUCUGCAAGUGCUGGACUUCGUGCAGGACCCCUGCUUCGCCCAGGGAGAUGGGCUCAUCAAGCUCUACGAGAACUUCAUCAGCGAGUUUGAGCACAGGGUGAACCCCCUGUCCCUGGUGGAGAUUAUCCUGCACGUGGUGCGGCAGAUGACAGAUCCCAAUGUAGCUCUGACUUUUCUGGAGAAGACCCGGGAAAAGGUGAAGAGCAGCGACGAGGCCGUGAUCCUGUGCAAAACAGCCAUUGGGGCCCUCAAGCUCAACAUUGGGGACCUGCAGGUCACCAAGGAGACCAUCGAGGAGGUGGAGGAGAUGCUGAACACCCUGCCUGGGGUGACAUCAGUGCACAGCCGCUUCUACGACCUCUCCAGCAAGUACUACCAGACCGUGGGCAACCACGCCGCCUACUACAAGGAUGCGCUGCGCUUCCUGGGCUGCAUCGAGGUCAAGGACCUGCCAGUGUCAGAGCAGCAGGAGAGAGCCUUCACCCUGGGGCUGGCUGGGCUGCUGGGAGAAGGCGUCUACAACUUUGGGGAGCUGCUGAUGCACCCCGUGCUGGAGUCCCUGCGCAGCACAGACCGGCAGUGGCUCAUCGACACCCUCUUCGCCUUCAACAGCGGCAACGUGGAGACCUUCCAGGCCCUCAAGUCAGCCUGGGGGCAGCAGCCCGACCUGGCUGCAAACGAAGCGCUCCUGCUGCAGAAGAUCCAGCUGUUGUGUCUCAUGGAGAUGACUUUCACCCGCCCGGCCAACCACCGCCAGCUCACCUUCGAGGAGAUUGCCAAGAGUGCCAAAGUCACUGUCAACGAGGUGGAGCUGCUGGUGAUGAAGGCGCUCUCAGUGGGGCUGGUGAAGGGCAGCAUCGAUGAGGUGGACAAGAGGGUGCACAUGACAUGGGUGCAGCCACGGGUGCUGGACCUGCAGCAGAUCAAGGGGAUGAAGGAUCGCCUGGAGUUCUGGUGCACGGACGUGCGGAGCAUGGAGAUGCUGGUGGAGCACCAAGCCCACGACAUCCUGACAUAAAGGAGUGAUCCCUGCUGCUCCUGAGGCCGGCAGCACUCAGACCACUGACUGCACUGAAUCCCUGGAGGGGUGGGUGGGCAGAGCUGGAGCAGCCUGGGAUGUGGCGAGCAGGACGAGGACGUGGCCUUUCGCUGUGUGACCCUUUGGUGCUCGAGCCGAGCUUUCCCUCUGCUCUGAUCCCUGAUCCCAGAGCUCCGUCCUGGGGGGAUGGAUCACUCCUGAUCCCUCCUGCCUCCAGCUGCUGCAGGAGGGUGGGAUCCUAGUGCAGGAUUCAAGGGGUCUUGGCCUUAGGGGACACAGCCUGUCCCGCUGCCCUCUCCCCCUGCCCUGCAGCAGCCUGAGGCAGCAUUCCCCAAAUCUUCUUCCCCAAAUCUUCUUCCUCCACUUGCCCCACUUCCUUCCACCUCCUCAUCUGCAGCAGAGGGAGUGUUUGCUCCAUCCAAGGGUUUUCCCGGGAUUCCUGGUUAGUGGGUGUGUCCAUACACUUGAGGGGGUGGUUGUCUUUCACCAACGCUUUGUGCUCAGGUGAGGUGCAGUGGCAUUGCCGGAAUAAACGUCUCUGCCUUCCCUUUUUGGGAA